Messenger RNA from Callorhinchus milii (elephant shark), 1066 nucleotides. RefSeq names its product ion channel TACAN. The record is from RefSeq and is a predicted model, not a curated record. Gene Ontology annotation, cellular component: membrane. Gene Ontology annotation, biological process: fat cell differentiation. Lineage: Eukaryota; Metazoa; Chordata; Chondrichthyes; Chimaeriformes; Callorhinchidae.
UUUUGGCAGCUCUCUAACGCCAUCACCUUGUUCAGACUAACUGGGCACCCGGAUUGCAAAGAAUGGCAGGUGUUGAUGUGUGGCUUUGCGUUCCUUGUCCUUUUCCUUGGAAACUUCCUGACAACCGUCAGAGUCAUUUACCAGAAACAGAAACAAAGAGAAGGAAAAGUUAAAAGUCUGUGAGCGACAAAAGUGAAUUAUGUUUUGAUUAUUACCAAUUCAUUGAAGAGGUUGCAUAUAUAUUUGUUUGGCUGUGAUGUGAUUACAUAUUAUCUUAUGUCAUGCUGGAUAGAAUCAGAGCUGUACAGACUGGCUCAUGAGAUUGGAGAUCAGUGUGCUUGUGUGUGAGAAGUGUUUCAAGACCUGACGACUGAAAUUGUACAGCCAUCAGCAUCAGUGAGUGUCAGCCUGGAUCAGGUGUUAGAACUGUUACCUCUCAAGUCAGGAGGCUGUGGGUUCAAGCCCCCAAGUCAGGAAUUGGAGCUCAAAUAGUGUCAAGUCAAGGCUGACACUUUACUGAGUCACUGCUGGCCUUGGAGCUGAAUCCCAGUCGCUGGCAUCUCACUCCCAGAUUCCAAACAUUUGAUUAACAUUUUAGCUUUAAAGCCUUGACUGAUUGAUAUCUCGAUAGCCUUGACUGAUUGAUACCUCGAUAGCCUUGACUGAUUGAUAUCUCGAUAGCCUUGACUGAUUGAUAUCUCGAUAGCCUUGACUGAUUGAUACCUCGAUAGCCUUGACUGAUUGAUACCUCGAUAGCCUUGACUGAUUGAUACCUCGAUAGCCUUGACUGAUUGAUACCUCGAUAGGACAAGAUUUUCACAUUUACUGCAGCUUUUGUUUCCGUUUUGUCCCAACCUUGAAUCCUGAGCUGCAGUCACAGUGGAGGAAAAGCUUGCACUCGAAUCACACUCGAAGGCAACAUUCUGGACAAUAACAAGAUUGCAAAUUUUAAUUAAAAGUACAUUGUAUAUUAAGAUUUUAGUUCUCUAUUGUAACAGAACAAUUAUUGCCAAAUAAAAAUGAAAGCAUUUUGCUGAUCUUAUAUAAAAGUACGACAUGCAGUUUA